This is a messenger RNA of Silurus meridionalis, 1620 nucleotides long. RefSeq names its product adenylate kinase 2 (gene ak2). Gene Ontology annotation, molecular function: AMP kinase activity; ATP binding. The record is from RefSeq and is a predicted model, not a curated record. Bases 130 to 855 code for a protein of 241 amino acids. The transcript has 6 exons. Gene Ontology annotation, cellular component: mitochondrion; cytoplasm. Gene Ontology annotation, biological process: ADP biosynthetic process. Lineage: Eukaryota; Metazoa; Chordata; Actinopteri; Siluriformes; Siluridae.
GUGUUGUGUUGCGCGGGGGCGGGGCUUAUCCAUACAGACGGGAAGGCGGUGCUAGAGCGCUUCCUUUCCCAGGCUGAGGAGCUGCAGUGGAGGGUCGGAGAUUCCCACAGCGCGGUGUUAAAGUCUACCAUGGCGCCCAGCUCACAGGCAGAAGAUGUCGUCUCUGGUGUUCGUAAUGGGAUUCGGGCAAUCCUGCUGGGGCCACCGGGCGCGGGAAAGGGAACUCAGGCCCCCAGGUUAGCAGAGAAGUUCUGUGUGUGUCAUCUGGCCACUGGAGACAUGCUGAGAGCGAUGGUGGCCUCUGGCACGGAAUUGGGCAAAAGAUUAAAAGAGACGAUGGAUGCCGGCAAACUGGUGAGUGAUGAAAUGGUCGUCGAGCUCAUUGAGAAGAACCUGGACACUCCCGCCUGUAAGCAAGGGUUUCUGUUGGAUGGUUUUCCUCGUACAGUCAAACAAGCAGAAAUGUUGGACGAUCUGCUGGAGAAACGCACAGAGAAGCUGGACUCUGUAAUUGAGUUCUCUGUAGAUGACUCUCUCCUUGUGCGCAGGAUCUGUGGCAGACUUAUUCAUCAACCCAGUGGCCGCUCGUACCAUGAGGAGUUUAAUCCACCCAAAGAACCUAUGAAGGAUGAUGUGACUGGAGAGCCUCUGAUUCGUCGUAGUGAUGAUAAUGAGUUGACCCUGCGCUCGAGGCUGGAGGCUUAUCACAGACAGACAGUCCCCCUGGUGCAGUACUAUAGCGCACGCGGUAUACACCGCGCCAUCAACGCUGCUCAGUCGCCCGACGUCGUAUUUGCGUCCAUCCUUGCUGCCUUCUCAGCUGCCACCUGUAAAGACCUUGUGUUAUUCAUCUAAACAUUCUCUCCAUCUCAUGAUUUUCCCCUUAGUGUUCUUAGUUUCUGUCUCGAUCACGGAAAGGUUUGGGCUUUAAGAAAAAUGCUGCACUUGAGUGUGUGUGUUUGCCAACUUAAGAUUGUCUGGGUGCAUGUUGUUGCCUCGACUAAGCUAUAAAUACUUAUUUUUAUUAAAUAAAUGACACAUCAUGGCACAUAUAGAAUUUCUCUCUGUGUAAUAGCAAUAGUGAUUGUGGUGUGUUCACUCAUGCUGUAUAUCUUGAAUUGGAAACAAAGUGAGCGUCAGUUUCUGAAGAUCUCUACAUUUGUGUCUAAGCAACCAGCAAUGGAUCUAGACAAAAAUAGUCUUUUUAUUUAAAAAUCUCACUCAGUAAGUCAGCAUGACUCAUCCGUCAACAGCUUUUCCUUUCUAACUUAUAACUAAUCAGUCUGAUUGUCAGAGCUGCUUGACAGUUACUCACUCAAGUGGAUCUUUUGUCCCUCUUCAUAAUUGUACAAUUAUUUUAAUCGUUUGUAAGCGAAUCAUUUUCAAACUUAAUUGCACUUUAUAUAAAAAAAAACACAGCGUGUGCUUUUGUCGUUGUGCUGUUCUUGUAGUUCUGCUCAUGUCCGCCAGGUGGCACGCUUAUACACUUUGUUUGUUUGUUUGUUUGUUUGUUUGCUGCAUCCUGCAGUGGAAAAAAUGAUUUGAUUUACUUGCUUUCCCUUUUUUUUGCGCCCAUGUGCUGUACAGACUAUUUAAUUUACUUGAGUCGUUUUUUUUUUU